This is a messenger RNA of Tilletiaria anomala UBC 951, 1412 nucleotides long. Its product is annotated as NAD(P)-binding protein. The record is from RefSeq and is a predicted model, not a curated record. Gene Ontology annotation, molecular function: oxidoreductase activity, acting on the CH-CH group of donors, NAD or NADP as acceptor. The transcript has 3 exons. NCBI's taxonomy places the organism in Eukaryota, Fungi, Basidiomycota, Exobasidiomycetes, Georgefischeriales, Tilletiariaceae. Bases 248 to 1300 code for a protein of 350 amino acids.
CUGGCACCCGGAUCCCGCCCUCGACUCCAAUCCUCGAUUCAUUUAUGUCGUUCGCCUCCCCUAGAACAGAGCAUGCUUUAAUGCGUUCAGUUCCCCAUCCUUAUAUCCUUUUAAUCUCCGGCCGUCCAGUUCCCCUUGAACAUAUAUAAGCCCUUGCCCGCCUUCAGCUCCAUCUCGUCCGUCCCACGAAGUCAAAGUAGUCUCUUCUUUCCCCAUGCCGCUCAAAGCAAAUAUCACCGCGCCAGCAAUGUCAUUACCCAGCACAAAUACGCAGAUCGUUUUGCGCGAGCGGCCGAUCGGCUCGAUCGACCCGGGUCUCGGUAGCGGGACAUUCGAAAGCAAGGCGACACCCCUCGACGCAUCCUCUCUCGCAGCCGGGCAAGUACUCGUCAAGGUUCUGUACUGCUCUUUGGACCCAGCCAUGCGAGGUUGGCUGAGAGAUGCUCGUUCCUACUUGCCGCCAGUGCAGAUCGGCGAGGUCAUGCGCUCGGCUGGUCUCGGUGUCGUCGUUGCAAGCAAUGACGCCGUUUUCCAAGCAGGCGACUUUGUCUAUGGUAUUACCGGCUGGCAGGAGUUUGCAGCCCUCCCUGGCAAGGAGCUUCAAAAACUUGAUAUGAGCAUUCCUGGAGUUGAGCUACUUGAUUGGAUCGGACCUCUCGGCUCCUCUGGGCAGACGGCUUACUGGGGUUUGAUGGACGUCGGGGAGCUCAAGGGAAAUGGCCAGACGGUCGUGAUCACGGGUGCCGCUGGCUCGGUGGGCACAAUUGCGUGCCAGAUAGCUAAGCUCAAGGGCGCCAAGGUGAUUGCGGUCGCUGGUGGCGCAGAAAAGUGCGACUGGCUCAAGAGUGAGCUCGGUGUCGAUGAGGCGCUCGACUACAAAGAGGAGAAUUUCCAGAAGAAAUUCAGAGAGGUCGUAUGCAAGAAGUACGGAUACAUUGACAUCAUGUUCGACAAUGUCGGUGGCGAUAUUCUUGAUAUGUCCCUGCUGUGCUUGAAGCCAAAAGCGCAUGUCGUCCUGUGCGGUUCGAUUUCGGACUACAACAACACGGAUGUGAAAGGUCUGCGCAACUACCAGUCGCUGAUUGCCAUGAAAGCACGUAUGCAAGGCUUCAUCGUCUUCGAGUACGCCAAGCGCUACCCAGAAGCGGCAAAUGAUAUCGUCGGCUGGAUGAAUGAGGGGAAAAUCAAGAGAAACUUCCACGUCGUCAAGGGUGGUGUUCAAGGCUGCCCACAGGCGCUGAUUGACCUGUUCGCGGGCAAAAACAAGGGCAAGAUGGUGGCAGACAUUGCCUGGCAAUAGAAGAUCGCCACUACAACCCGAAAUCAGUAAUUGUAACAUAACGCACGCAUCAGUCUCAUCAGUGCGUAGCCUUAUACAUAGUCACUGCUGCAAACUCGCCAUGGAAUGAUCG